AUGGAUGGGCUUGAAGUCGCCCCAAGGCAGGACCACACACGAGGGCAUUAUAGCCAGCUUCAAGUUGCCAUUGAGGCAGAAAAAGAAGCCAACAACCAUGCUGGAGAUACAUACUACGUAUCCGGACCAAUAAAAGCGGGCCCAGUCACACUCGAAGAUGGUUCGCCUAGAGCUGGUUCUUCGAGCGACUCUAAAAGAAUAUGCGGAAUGAGGCUCUCAGUGCUCUGGUUGCUGUUAGUUAUCGCGGUUUUGGUGAUAGGUGGUGCAGUGGGCGGUGGAGUAGGAGGAUCACUGGCUAACAGAAAUUCAAACAACUCCGCCUCUACUACCGCUGCCUCCACAACACCUGGCAACUCUGCAUCCUCCAUUCCACAGUCCUCUACUACCACUGCCUCCACAACUGCGUCAACAACAUCAUCUGCCCCCGUUACAUCAGGCACAACAGGGGUGGCUGCGAAUCCAUGCCCCGGGCGGAACCUAACUACAAUUACCGGCUCAGACGGAUCGAUAUUCACUUUACUAUGCGCCGUUGACUGGCCGAAGGGCGUUGACUCAUCAUCCGGCAAUGGAACAGUCAGCGAUCUAGGUUUUCCAUCAACAGAGUAUAGUUUGAAAUCCUGCAUUUCUCAAUGUGUGAAGUGGAACGAAGCGGAUUCAGACGAGCAAUGCAAGGGGAUUUCCUAUUCUGCGAAUCUGACGGCUGCGUUUGAUGGAGGUCAGGAAGGAAACUGCUUUUUGAAAAGUAGUGUUGGGGUGUAUUUCCCUAAUUCGGAAACAGGUAUGUCCGCGGGGCUCCUGGGCGGUUGA
This is a messenger RNA of Penicillium longicatenatum, 807 nucleotides long. RefSeq lists its product as uncharacterized. The record is from RefSeq and is a predicted model, not a curated record. NCBI's taxonomy places the organism in Eukaryota, Fungi, Ascomycota, Eurotiomycetes, Eurotiales, Aspergillaceae. Bases 1 to 807 code for a protein of 268 amino acids. The transcript is spliced from 2 exons.